UCAGUUCCAAACUCGGGGACAAGCAACAGUAUGCAGAUGUGUCACGUGGUCAUAGGUUGUUCCGUCGCUGUCCUCCUCAUGAUCAUAGGCCUUCCCCUGGCUUCGUGCGACUCUGUAAUCAUUCAAAAGCGGCAGAUCGACCCAGCUGAUGUGGACCGUAUAUUAGACCCGAAACGUAAGCGGCCAUUCUGCAAUGCGUUUACAGGCUGUGGCAAGAAGCGAUCUGAUGAGUCCAUGGGCACUUUGGUAGAGCUGAAUUCGGAACCGGCCGUGGAAGACUUAAGUCGGAAGAUCCUGUCCGAAACGAAACUGUGGGAGGCAAUCCAAGAGGCCAGAGCCGAGCUGCUCAGGCGACGUCAGGAGCAGUUGCAGCUGCAGGAGGGUCAGUACGCCACUGCAGUGGAGAGACCUAUUCCCUUGUCCAUCACCGGCUACCGCAAGAAGAGGUCUGUAAUACCAGAGGGUACUGGGAACUCUCUCCUUACCACAUCCGAGCCACAGGACCAGUCUACAAAAACUUGGAGCCGAUAAGGUGGAGAAUAUUAGCAACGUCAACAAAGGCAAUUUCGUCGCCAUGUUCCCGCUGUAACACUGUCACAAACAUCCCUAUUCAAAUUGUUCACCACAGUAAAAAAAAUAUAAACGUCCAAAGUUUGAUGUAAGCUUUCCUAAAUCCUGUCUCUCUUUCAGAAAAUUUUAUGCGAACUUUUACUUUGGCUGGAUGUAGAAUAUGAUAAAUAACGAUGCAUACAUAACACGUUAUUUUAUUCUCUUUUUUGUAUGUGUCUGUUAUUUUGUAAAUAAAUUUCGAUGUAUUAUUACCCUCACUACACCUCCAUACUCUAUUUCGCCAAUCAGUGAGAAUACAUUAUACAAAUAUAUGUAUACUUAAAUAUAUAAUAACCCAAUACGUUGUCCACAUAUAUAUUGUGUAACAGAUGUAUAUAUCCUUAAAUCUAGACAAAAUAAAGUUCUCUCUUAUCAUC
Molecule: messenger RNA, 986 nt
Organism: Zootermopsis nevadensis
Lineage: Eukaryota; Metazoa; Arthropoda; Insecta; Blattodea; Termopsidae
Gene: CCAP
Product: Crustacean cardioactive peptide
Source: RefSeq, a predicted model, not a curated record